AUGAUGGUAGAAUAUAAUUGAGCACCAAACAAAUAAGGGCUAACAUGAAUUAUGACAUUGAGCCGUGGACCCUACAACGAGCUCGAUAAAAUGAGCCUUUUUCAAGAUUUAAAGCUGAAACGAAGAAAAGUCGACUCAAGAUGUAGCAGCGAUGGGGAGUCCAUAGCCGAUACCAGUACUUCAUCACCAGAUCUUCUGCAACCGCUAUCACCGAAGAUGUGCGAUCAGCAGCAGUCGGCAGGUCAGUUGGAGCUGGACGAGCACGGAGCCGAGUUGGAGGAUGGCCCGCCAACUCCGGCUGCUGCAGCGGACCACCAGCACCACCACCAACAGCAACAUUAUCAUCACCAGCAUCCGCAUCAUCAACACCACCAUCAGCAGCACAAUAAUGUCGAUAAUAACAAUACGUUAACAAGCAACAAUAACAACAAUAGUAAUAACAACAACAAUAACAGUCGUGAUAGUUGCUUGACGUCACCAAAGCCGAUGCUCGAUAGCAGCCUCAAGGACGAUGAUGGUGGCAGUGAUAGGGCAUCGCCCGAUUCGCCGGGUUUGCUGAUAGAUGAACGGCCACCUUCGAGACUGAAUCCGAAACCGGAUCCUGGCGGUAGUAUACCGGUGUCGUAUUCCAGUUCUGCCAAUUGCGGUGGGGGCGCUAGUGUGAUACGUUCGGUGGCGGAUGAGCGUCCCCGGUCAGCCAGUCCGCCUAGCAGCCAUAAUUUAGCGCUAAUGAAUUCCAUUCAACUGCUGCAGCAACACUAUAACGCCAACAGUAGCAGUACUCUUUCUGUUGCAGGCGGCGGAAGCAGUAGCAGCGGCAUCAGCAGCUGUAGGGAAACGUCCGGUGGCGGCCCAGAUGGACCAAGUCAUUCACAACAGCAGCAUCAGCAACAUGUGACCGUACUAGUCACUCCAAAUCGCAUAAAGUCUGACCAACCGACGACACUGGUCACGUUGGGGAUGCGCAAGCAAGCACCACCGUCAAUUAAUCCAGCAGACACCAACACCGGCAGCGAUAGCAGUAGUAACACCAACGGUAGUCAUAAUAGUACUAGUGAUAUCUGUAACGGUAGUAAUAGCAACGCUAGUAAUAAUAAUCAAGAGCCUAAUAGACUUACAUCGACACCGCAAAGUUCAACAUCAUCAUCGCCGGCGUCCACGACAUCUGCAUCAUCGUCGAAUUCGUCAUCAACGUCAAGCGCAACGCCGGGUCACAUCCACAUGUUUCAGCAGCCGCCGUUGGGUGGAAUGUCUAAAUUCGCAUCUAGUCAAAUUUCUUCAAAUAGUCUAAACAUUCAGCAGCAGCAGCAUCUCGCACAGCAACAAAUGCUGCAGGCCAUGCAACAGCAGAUUCGCAUAAAGAAGGAACGCAUGCCACAGUACACGAUAGUAAACCAGAACACGAACACAUCUCUGCUGCCGAGCGCGCACCAGCGGCAAACGAGCAUGCAAAUGAUUCCUAAUUCUCAGCAACAGGCGUACAUGAAACGCGAACGAUCGCUAUCGAAUCCAAACUAUACCGUCGUAAACGUCAACAUGCCUCCCGUAUCGAUGCAUGGAAAUGUGAACCAACAAAGGCAACAACCGCCACUGACCAGUGGCCGGAUGGGCGUUCAAUCUUCCAAUCAGAUGCAGCCACCAAUGUCGCCUACCCAGCAGCAACAGAAUCGCCAGCACAGUCCAAUUCCAAUUGGCUCUACCAACAUGCCGCAAUCACCAUCCCACAUAAUUAUCAAACGUGAACGGCAACCCCUGUCCGGCAGUCAACCGAUGACCAGUCAAGCCAUGCAACUAUCACCCAAUAACCAACGGUUACCGAGUCCUAUCCAAGUCAGUCCCACCACAUCCCCACUGAGUCCCGCGCUUCAGAUUCGCCAUCCCUCGCGAGACGCAGCCAUCUUGUUUCGUGUAAAAAACGAAACGCAAAUACCAAAUCUCUUGUCCCAGCAGCUGGCUGGGGUCCCACCGCGGAUGGCAGUGUGGCCGGGUAGUCAACAGCGUAUCAACGGUGUCAAGCCGGAAGUAAUCGGUGGUCCGCUUCCACCGCUAAGAAACCAAAUAUCACCCCAGCCGUCUCCGCAGCAUUACCAGGGUCCAGGGCCAAUUACCUCGCAAACAUCCUUUCGAAAUACUCCCACGGUCAUCAUGGGCGAAUCUUGCGGGGUCCGGACGAUGGUCUGGAGCUACGAUUCUCCGCCGCAAGUACAAACGACGACACCCUCGAUUCCGUCAUCGCCGUCUGCGACCAGCACCGGCUCAAUGCAAAGCCCGAUGGGACCGAGUUCGUCACACAGCGGCAGCAGUGUUGGUGGCGGAAAUAUUCCACAAUCCCCGGGAGGCGCUCAUCACCAUCAAAACAGCAACAGCAGCAGCAGUAGUAGCAGCACCAGCAACAACGAGGAAGCGGCGCAUCUACUUCUAAGCUUAGGACAAACCGUAAGGCAAAAUGAGGCUCAACCAUGGACACCCAGUCGGACGGGACUGCCGCUGAACAUGGAACGGCUGUGGGCAGGUGACUACAGCCAGUUUCCCACCGGUCAUCAGAUGCACGCCCUGAACCUAACCUCGCAGCAACCAUGGAACAUACCGCCCGGCCCAAAAAAGGAACUGCUAGAUGAUAUGCCGCCAGAUGAGGACGAGCAACCGCUUGUGUGUAUGAUUUGCGAAGACAAGGCUACUGGACUGCACUACGGUAUCAUUACUUGCGAGGGCUGUAAGGGUUUCUUCAAGCGAACAGUACAGAACCGGAGAGUUUACACCUGUGUAGCGGACGGUACCUGCGAGAUCACUAAGGCCCAACGGAAUCGCUGCCAGUAUUGUAGGUUUAAGAAGUGCAUCGAACAAGGCAUGGUGCUUCAAGCUGUUCGAGAAGAUCGAAUGCCGGGUGGGCGCAACAGUGGAGCAGUUUACAACCUGUACAAAGUUAAAUAUAAGAAACACAAAAAGAACAACCAGAAACUGAACAACCACCAACAGAAGCUAGGCCUGCCCGGUAGCGACAAUCCGAAGUCGAUGUAUCUGACCUCGUCGACGACGCCGCCGAUCAAGUCUGAAAGUAUUAGUCUGCCAUCACAUCUGGUCAACGGGACAAUCCUGAAGACCGCACUAACCAACCCGAGCGAAAUCGUGCAUUUACGCCAUAGACUGGACAACGCCGUCAGCUCGUCCAAGGAUCGGUCGAUCUCGUACGAGCAAGCCUUGAACAUGAUACAUACCCUUAUAGACUGUGAUGCUAUGGAGGACAUAGCGACCCUGCCGCAUUUUAGUGAAUUCCUCGCCGACAAGUCGGAGAUUGGCGAUAAGCUCUGUAAUAUAGGUGAUUCCAUUGUACAUAAACUGGUCUCGUGGACCCGUAAGCUGCCAUUUUAUAUGGACAUCGCGGUCGAGAUUCACACGAAACUACUGACGGACAAAUGGCACGAGAUUCUGGUGCUAACGACGGCCGCCUAUCAGGCAAUGCACGGCAAGAGAAGCAGCAGUAAUCAACUCUCGAGUGGACCGGAAGGUGCGACAAGCCUUGCGCCCGAUAAAGAAGAUCCGGAGUUUGUCGAAGAAAUUACUGCCCAGCUCCAAACGCUGCAAUCCUGCCUGACGACGUUGAUGGGUCGUCCGAUCUCAAUCGAGGAGCUAAAAAUCGACGUUGGACUGAUGGUGGAGAAGAUGACCCAAAUUACCGUCAUGUUUCGGAGGAGUAAGCUUAAAAUGGAAGAGUACGUUUGUCUGAAGGUUUACAUUCUAUUGAAUAAAGAAGCUGAAUUGGAAAGCAUACAGGAACGAUAUGUGCAAGUACUUAGAACCUACCUACAACAUACCGUGCCGCAUAGCCCCAAUCGGCUAUCGGACCUUCUUUCCCACAUACCUGAGAUCCAAACCGCCGCCAAUUUGCUACUGGAGAGUAAAAUGUUCUACGUGCCGUUCGUUCUGAACUCCGCCAGCAUUAGGUAGCAGAUGAUCGAACGGGGUAUGAUUGAACCACUCCAGCACGAGCUUCACCGUUUCCACGAAGAACAACAACAACAACAACAUCAGCAAAAUCAACCGACUGAUCCUCCUAGCAAACCAGCAGCACCGCCGUCAGCAUCAUCGACAACAACCGUACGUCAGCACGACAUGAAACCACCGCAACCGUCAUUCGCGCAUCACCCAGUACUUCAGAUCCCUACCGCACCG
This is a messenger RNA of Sabethes cyaneus, 4170 nucleotides long. RefSeq names its product hormone receptor 4 (gene Hr4). The record is from RefSeq and is a predicted model, not a curated record. The coding region runs from base 52 to 3945 and encodes 1297 amino acids. Lineage: Eukaryota; Metazoa; Arthropoda; Insecta; Diptera; Culicidae. Gene Ontology annotation, biological process: regulation of DNA-templated transcription. Gene Ontology annotation, molecular function: sequence-specific DNA binding; zinc ion binding; DNA-binding transcription factor activity. The transcript is spliced from 10 exons.